AUGUCAUGCGUCCACAGACUGUUGAGUGAUAUUGACGUUCUCUCUCAUCAUUCCUCUGUUUCGUCAGCUCUUCAGUUGAAAUUGCUGCAAGAUGAUCAGUGGCAUGCCGACUUGCAAGUUAAGGAUCCCUUUGCUGUUUACAAGUUAAAGGAACUAUUUGUGCUUCUUUUAACACUCGAUCCUGUGAGUGAAAUCAAACGCGAUUGGAUCACCCGCGCUUUGGCUCGCGUUGCGUCGCUGGCAGACUUAGACAUCAAUGCUGUGUAUCUCGAUGUGUUUCAUACCUUACUGAAACAGUUGCGCCACAAUCAAGCCCCGUUUGUUGAAGAUCAUCCAGGUCGAUUGCUUUUACAAGCGAUGAAUGCGCAUCCACAGUUGGAUGACUGGAUCCACCGCAGCUUGCAGACCCAGAAUACCCUCUACAUUAUACCUUUUUUGGUUUGCAUGAUAGAUGUUGUCAAGACAUUAGAUUCACUAAGCGGUCAAUCUGUUUGCUGUGACGCCGUGAUAUCAAGCUUGACCUCACAUUACGGCCAGAUAGGCAAGUAUUGGCAAGCCUCUCACAUCACGGCUGUCCGUAAAUCAAUGGAAUUGUCGAAACGCUUAUUACAGGCAUGUCCGACACCGAUCAUGGUAUCGGAACUUGUGACCAUGCUGCAUACAUAUAUUAAUUCUGUACGUCAACACUUGACCGAAUCAACGAUGGAACUUUUUCGAGAAUCGGAUCGUACCGAAUUCUUUUAUCAAGAUUUGAAUGUGAACAUCGUCGUUGAUCGCGAAUGUCUAAAGUCUGUCCUACAAAUGGUGAUUGCCAGCUGUCAGACAAUAGUAAUGCGAUACGACGACAAUCCAAAGCUGUGGCAAGAAUUUCAUCACAUUCUCCAAAACGCUCAAGAUGUGAAUGAUCCUAUGGUAUUGCUCGAAUGGAUUUUUGAUUUAUGCGGAAACAAUGAUGACGAUGCCGUUGAUUUACAAAUGCAAAUUUUGGCUAUUUAUGAACGAUUCACAGCGCACGAUGAGCCCCGGUUUAUGCAGCAAAUGCUACAGCAAUUGGAGAUCACGCCACACACUUUGUUCAUCUACUUUCUUUACCGAACCGGCACCGACCACGAGAUCCUGGUGGAUUUCCUCAUAUCGAACGAAACGGAGUUUCUUGCUUUUUUAAUUGCGUACCUCAGAUAUGUUGAUCAUCAUCUCCCAGAAUUUAUGGAAAGCUGUGAAAUGCUGGGUGAUGACGGUGUGGAUUUGAUCUAUCAUGUAUUUGAACGGUUACUUCAUGUGCUGGAGGCUGGAGGGUUCCCAUACAAUCCUGCUGCUCUUGCUCGGCGCAUCACCCAUUUGCUGGACCGAAUAUCUCAUACUCUAUGA
Radiomyces spectabilis is the source of this 1368-nucleotide messenger RNA. RefSeq lists its product as uncharacterized. The coding region runs from base 1 to 1368 and encodes 455 amino acids. NCBI's taxonomy places the organism in Eukaryota, Fungi, Mucoromycota, Mucoromycetes, Mucorales, Radiomycetaceae. The record is from RefSeq and is a predicted model, not a curated record. The transcript is spliced from 7 exons.